Diplodia corticola is the source of this 528-nucleotide messenger RNA. RefSeq lists its product as uncharacterized. Lineage: Eukaryota; Fungi; Ascomycota; Dothideomycetes; Botryosphaeriales; Botryosphaeriaceae. The coding region runs from base 1 to 528 and encodes 175 amino acids. The record is from RefSeq and is a predicted model, not a curated record. The transcript has 2 exons.
AUGUCCCCGUCCUACCAAACCUUCCCGCCCUCGAUCCAAUCCUCCGCCGAACCGAGCACCGACUCGAUUGCCGAAGAAGCCCUCCUCAUCCGCCGCCGCGACCCAGCCACCACCACCACGACGGCCGACACCUUCCUCACCACCAUGCCCGGCAUCUUCUGGACCAUCGGCUCGCUCUACGGCGCCGCCAGCGUCGCCUUCGGCGCAUUCGGCGCCCACGGCCUGAAAUCCCGCAUCGCCGACCCGCAGCGCAUCGCGAGCUGGAACACGGCCGCCCACUACCAGCUCGUCCACUCUGGCGUCAUCCUCCUCGCCUCGGUCGCGGCGCCGCAGAACAAGCUGGCCAUGGCGCUGCUCACGGCGGGCGUCGCCAUGUUCUCCGGGUCCAUCUACCUGCUCGUCCUCGACCCCGCCCGCUUCCGCGCCCUCGGCCCCGUCACCCCGCUCGGCGGCCUGUGCCUGAUCGGCGGCUGGGCCGCCCUGGCCUUCGGCCGCGGCAGGGUGCCCGUGCCGCCGCCGAGGGCUUGA